Messenger RNA from Iphiclides podalirius (scarce swallowtail), 852 nucleotides. The record is from the annotation of a GenBank genome assembly. Lineage: Eukaryota; Metazoa; Arthropoda; Insecta; Lepidoptera; Papilionidae.
AUGCCUCUUAUACGUUCCGCUAGUUUCAAUUUAUUUGUGGAGAUCAUGAUCCGAAUAGCUUUACUGUCUUUAUUCUGUUACAUGGAAACUAUGCCUCCUUUUGUCAGAGUAAUCUUGCCUUCGGAGCUGGAGUCAGAUUGCAAGUAUCCAAGGCGGGAGUCCUAUGUCCCUGGUGGAGCUCUGUGGGCUAUAGUGCUCUCUGUCCCUUGUCUCCUAUCUCUGCUUGCAUGGGGCGCAUGUAAUGACUGCAAUGACGCUUUUGAGAUACUCCUGUCGUGGUCUCUUGCGCUGGGCAUCAAUGGUGUCUUAACAGACUCCAUGAAAUUGAUAGUAGGCCGCCCUCGUCCGGACUUCUUCUACCGCUGCUUCCCCGACGGCGUGGAGUCCCCAGACCUUCAGUGCACGGGGGAUCCCGCAGACGUCAUGGAGGGUCGGAAAUCAUUCCCCAGCGGGCAUAGCAGCCUGUCUUUCUGCUCUCUGGGCAUGGCGUCCCUCUGGCUGUGCGGCCGGCUGGGCGUGCUGUCGCGGAGGCGGGGUAGCGGCGUUCGGGUCCUGGCCUGCCUCGCGCCUCUGAUGAUGGCCCUCUGCGUGGCGCUCUCCAGGAGCUGCGACUACCACCACCACUGGCAAGAUAUCCUGGUCGGGUCGUCCCUCGGGUUUGUGGUUGCGCUUUCCUGCUACCGGCAGUACUACAACCCACUGGCCUCCGACCUCUCGGGGGUCCCCUACGUGGUCUCCGGCGCCAACGCGGCCAAGUACCUCAACGGGAGGCCGGACUUUGGACCCUCUAAGGACCCCAGAGACGUGGAGUCCACGCCGCUGCUUGGUCCCAAGAAGGAGGACAAAUGGAUA